AUGGACCAUCCUACUGCUCAGCCCUCUCAGGCGCAAGCUACGCUUGCCCCGCCCCUUUCUCCUGACGGACAGCCUCCCUCGUAUACGCCAAUCCACGACGCCAAUCUCGGUACGAAGACGGGCCUGCUCGCCCCCUUGUCGGCCCAGAGCCCCGAUAGCUCCGCCUCGUCCUCCAAUACCGCCAUCAACCCUACUCCCCAAGUACCCUCAGAGAACAUCACAGCCCAACCCACCGCCAAAGCUCCCCUCGUCAAAUCCACAUACGACAGCUGGAACCCCGCCGACGCGUCCAACAAGGAUGGCCGACCGGUCUGGUGGAACCGGUGGUUCUGUUGCGGGUAUGGCGUGGGGUGUGUUUUGUGUCUCUGUGGGAGCCCGACGUGUUGGCAGGAGAGACAGAAGCAGGGGGAGGCCGUGGCGGAGGGCGCCAAGCGGGCGGGAGAAGCGAAGGUCGGAGAGGAGGAGAAGCGGGUUUGA
This is a messenger RNA of Dioszegia hungarica, 477 nucleotides long. RefSeq lists its product as uncharacterized. NCBI's taxonomy places the organism in Eukaryota, Fungi, Basidiomycota, Tremellomycetes, Tremellales, Bulleribasidiaceae. The transcript has 3 exons. Bases 1 to 477 code for a protein of 158 amino acids. The record is from RefSeq and is a predicted model, not a curated record.